AUGGCUACAGUCGACGUUAUUAGGGAGUUUGCCGAAGAUGGUGUAGUAUAUCUGGAGCUAAGGUCCACUCCUAAGAACACUGCAGAAAUGCCGAGAAAAGAGUACGUAGAAGCAAUUGUUGAGGAUAUCAUAUACUAUUUUUUCUGCUUGCACUCAGAUCUUUCAAUCAUCGCUUCUAUAGGAAUUCUCGAAGGCUCUCGUAUCCACAACUUAGUCGCUAAGCUACUUCUAAGCAUCGACAGACGACAAUCAGUUGAAGAAGCGGAGCAUACCGUUGCUAUGGCCAUAGCUAACAGUUCACAGGACGCCAUGGAUUUUGGACCAAAAGGACACGUCAACGAUCGCCGUGGAGAUUUCUCAUGCUCUGCACCUACAACGCCAGGACAGUCUCCACCAACGCCGACCUUCAUGCAUCUCAAAAAAGCAGGGCGCGUCAACUACUACGUAAUCACCUUGCAGGAAACAAAGUUCAGGAAGACGGACGCGAGGCAGCUGAAUCCCAUCACCUCGCCUGGCUAUCCUUCGAAUCCGUCUCUGCAUCAGAAAAACAUACCUAUCAUCAACUGCUAUUCUCCAACAUCAGCAAUUGAUGACUCAGAACUUGAUGUCUUUCAUAAGGAUUUGGAGGAAGUUAUCCGCAAAGAGAAGUUCUACCAAUUUGUCGUGGGUGACUUAAUGAAAAUCGGGAGUCAGAAGAAGGGGAGCAUAGGAUCGGGAAAUUUGGAUCAGGACUCCGGAACGAAAAUGGUAACCGUAAAAAACACAGGCGGUGGACAUUGGAUUCACCCAACGGUACGACUCAUGCGGAGAUCGACCAAAUCCUCACCAACCGAAGGUGGUGCUGAUGACGUAGUGGUAUCAUCCUUCAUAGUGGCUCAAAUCACUGCCUCCUUCGAGCAAAAGUGUGAUUCAGUUGAAAGCUGGAAGAGGAGAUUUGCCACGAUGUCGAAGAAAAGAGAAGUCGUAUAUGACGGCAUCAAAUUGGAGAAGCUCCUGACCACUUGA
Messenger RNA from Strongylus vulgaris, 1005 nucleotides. The record is from the annotation of a GenBank genome assembly. NCBI's taxonomy places the organism in Eukaryota, Metazoa, Nematoda, Chromadorea, Rhabditida, Strongylidae.